Molecule: messenger RNA, 1578 nt
Organism: Cottoperca gobio
Lineage: Eukaryota; Metazoa; Chordata; Actinopteri; Perciformes; Bovichtidae
Gene: dnali1
Product: dynein, axonemal, light intermediate chain 1
Exons: 6
Coding region: 380-1189 (269 amino acids)
Cellular component (GO): axoneme; ciliary base
Molecular function (GO): dynein heavy chain binding
Source: RefSeq, a predicted model, not a curated record
UUCAUUGACGGUAUCGUGAAUAAAGCCUGUGAUGUUUUGUUUUAAUUAUUAUAAAUAUUUCCGUUAAAACACCCAACUCUCUUUAAACACAUUGUAAGUCGUACAAUUAAACUCACACCAAGUUAAAAACCCAGCAGCGCUUCAGGUGUCUUCUUGUGUUUUGUUAAUUAACGUUAAGCCUAAUUAUAAUAUAUUUAUAACAAGUCACCAAAAAGAAACUGUGUAUGUGUAAACCAAACCGCUGAUCCUAGUCGGACAAACUAAAAUGGAACGCCGGGACGCUGUUGUCACGACAACCCAAACAGCGAGCAUGAACUUUUUUCAGCAACAACACGGAUAUUUCUUUAACUGAAACCCACAGCAAGGAGCUUCUGGUUGAAUGUAUAUAUUUUUUAUUAUUAUUUUCCAUCGUAAACACACAAUGAUUCCACCAGCCGAGUCUCUCCUGAAAUACGACAAUCCAGUGUUGGUCAGCAAAAGCUCAGACAGAAAAUCGCAAAAGGGACGGCCUUUGAGAGUCAGCCCUCAGCAGCCUGAGAACACUCUCCCGGUUCCACCACCCCCUAAACCCAAAUCAACCACUACUGAAGCCACCAAGCAGGAAAAUGAUGAGAUCCUGAGCAACAUCCUUCCACCCAGGGAAUGGAUGGAGGGAACCCAACUGUGGGUGCAGCAAGUGUCCAGCGCACCGUGUACAAGAGCAGAUGUUAUUCACCUUGAGGAACAGCUGGACAUAAAGCUGCAGCAAAGGCAGGCCAGAGAAACAGGAAUCUGCCCUGUCCGCAGGGAGCUCUAUUCCCAGUGCUUUGAUGAGCUAAUCAGACAGGUGACCAUCAACUGUGCUGAGAGGGGUCUGGUGCUGCUGAGGGUCAGAGAUGAGAUUCAAAUGACUAUUGCUGCCUACCAGACACUGUACGAGAGCAGCGUGGCUUUUGGAAUGAGGAAAGCACUGCAGGUCGAGCAGGGCAAGGCUGACAUGGAGAAAAGAAUUUCUGAUCUGGAGGAUGAGAAACAAGAACUGAAGAAGCAACGGAAUGUGGAGAAAGCUAAAUGUGAUGCAAUUGAAAAGAGAGAAGCUGAGAAGCGACAGGUGGAGGAGAAGAAGCACACUGAUGAGAUUCAGUUCCUGAAGAAAACUAACCUGCAGCUUAAGACCCAACUGGAAGGAAUCAUUACGCCAAGGAAGUAACUUCGCCAAACAAGAACUGACUUUCUAUUUCCCCCGUGACAGAAUGUGUCUUUUGUUUGGUUCUAAAUGAGAUUAGACAAAGUAAACUUGAGUGAGUGUAAUUAGCGAGUGUUUUUAUUACAGCAUGGCAUGACGGGUACAGUUCAAACAGUGACUGUACAUUUCUCUUGAACAUCAAGAGAACAUUACACCUGUAAAUGAUGAAUGCAAUGUCAUUCAAAAGCAGUUCUGGGUUAAACAGGAAAAGAAAGUCAUUAAGACAAGGCAUCAAAGUGGCCGCUUGAUGAAGACCAUGUAACGCUUCGUUAGCGUUCCCCCCUUCCAUCAACUACACUCUCAAUAAAAACUUGGCCUUCCUAGCUAGUUUAAAUAAAGUUUAUUACAAAUGU